Messenger RNA from Spirodela intermedia, 3676 nucleotides. NCBI's taxonomy places the organism in Eukaryota, Viridiplantae, Streptophyta, Magnoliopsida, Alismatales, Araceae. The record is from the annotation of a GenBank genome assembly.
AUGCCACAGCCGGCGUCGAGCAUCUUCCCCUACUCCAAGGAUGACAAGGGGAAGAAGUCCAGGGCGUGGGUACCUGCGUCGGCGCAGCGCGGGGUCUCCCUCGCCAUGAUCUUCUCCGUCAUCUCCUUCGCCGUCGGCAUCUGCGGGCUGGCUUUCGCGGCGUACGCGCUACUCAGGCCUCCCAGAACCGUGUCUGUGUUCCGAUGCGGGGGAGCGGAGGACACGCUGAGGACAUUCAGAUCCAAGUUACUCGGGGACGGCGACGAGGCCAGACUGGUCGUGCCGCGGCCCAAGCUCGUCGGACUCGUCGGUGUGCAGACCGGAUUCUCCUCGGCUGGCCGGCGCGCUGCUCUGCGUAGUACCUGGUUCCCGUCGAAUUCGGAUACGCUGCUACGGUUAGAUUCGUCGCCUCUUCUUCCGUCGACUCGAAUUGCUGUUUCGAAGCCCUGUUUCAUGCUGAAUUGAGAUUUACUUCUCUGUUUAAGGUUUCCAUCACGAAAUACUGAGAUUACGGAACAUGUUAACUUCGAAACUAUACGAAUUCAAGAGACCUAUGGAAAAUGCGUCGAGAUUAUGAGCAGAUGUCUAUGGUGUCGAGAGGUCACACUUACCAAAAAUAUAGUUGUUCCUGAGAUGAAUCUAUUGAUGCUCUCUGUGAAAUGAAAAGAGAGACUUGUGAUCUUUGUUCCGUUGCCUUGCAGUCCCCCAAAAAAAAUUCCUUAAAGACACUAGGAGAAUCCUCAUGGAGAUGAAGUUACUCCAUGUAAUCACGAACUUUAUUUGUAAAAUUUCAGAUAGAUAUCUCCUCGUCAGAUUCUCUCAGAUAAUGUUUCCCUGUGGCUUACCAUAAAGAAUAUGGCAGCAAGUGAUCAUUUUUUUUCUAACUAUCUUAUUUAAGCAAAUACGAGCUUGCCAAGAAAUUGGCGAUGAUUAUGUGACGGGCAGCUCUCUGAGAUCUACAUGCUGAACUUGAUUUCCCCGCUUCGAGUUUUCUUCUUGAUCUUCGCCUAGGUUGUUGUUCUCUAUGAAUGUCCUUUGGUUUCAUAGGAGAAUGUUGAAGCCUUAUUGAUGGGCAUACAACGCAAUCAGUAUGAAACCAAGGAAGAUUCAUAGAGCACAGGAAGACUGAUAUGGAAAUCAUAGGAGAAUGUAUGCCCAUAAAUCAUUGUCUAAACUUUUUCUUCCUCAAUCUCUCCAUUAAUGUUUUUUUCUUAUCUCUGACUGAUCCAAGGUAGUUCAUGCAAUGGCCUUGUUGUAGGUUGGAGCAAUCCACGGGACUUGCUUUUAGAUUUGUCAUUGGGCGCACAAAAGAUGUGAAGAAAAUGGAAGAACUCCAAAGGGAGGAAGAGAAAUACCACGAUUUCCUGUUCAUAGAUGUUGAAGAGCAGUAUCUCAGGCUACCCUACAAGACGUACGAGCUAAAGCCCUCUAUUUGUCAAUCUCUUUCUGAUCUUGUAUCAAACCAUAGGCCCUUUGAAGUAUAUGUUUUCCCCCGGCCCCAAAAAAUCUUUCAGGUUGGCAUUCUUUAAAGCUGCAUUUGAUCUUUUUGAAGCAGAAUAUUAUAUUAAAGCUGACGACGGCAUAUACCUGCGUCCUGGUAAGCUCGAAGUUUUUUAUGAGAAAGGACUAUUUUAAGAAAAUAACCUUCUGGUAUUAUUAUUCCAACCGAUGGAUCUUUCUUCAUCAGACCGACUCGCAACACUUCUUGCUAAGGAGCGCUCUCAUCCGAGGACAUACAUUGGCUGUAUGAAGAAAGGACCAGUCGUUACUGAUCCAAAGAUGAAAUGGUAGGCUGGUUUAUCUUUGAUCUCAGAAGAAAAAAAACAUGAUUAUUGCCCACUUUGUCCUAGAAAUAUGAACUUAUUGAUGCACUUCAUUCCACAAGAAUUACAGGUAUGAAAGCUCAGGACAUUUAAUUGGAUAUGAGUAUUUCAUGCACGCCUAUGGUCCUAUCUAUAUUAUCUCAGCUGAGGUGGCAGCAGCAUUGUCAGAAGCGAGAAAUGGCAGGUCAUUCACUCUCAUUCAUGUUCCUGGCUCUCCUUUACUAUUCUAUUUAUUUUUUGUGAUUAUCAGCCAAAAAAAUCAUACGGCUCCCUAGUAAACGCAUAAUUUUUUUUUGUAAACAUCAAAUAACUACAUAAAUUCCUUUUUUUUUACUGAAAAAAUAGCUAAAUAUUACAAUGAUCGGAUCAAGACUAUUUUAUUUUGACUUGAUUGUUUUCUUUCAUUGCAUGCACUCAAAUUUCUGUUCGUUUCAUCAUCCCUAGAACACAAUUAUCUUUACUCCAUAAUUAAAUGUUUUUUCCUGUCGGAGUAGCCUGCGAACGUUCAAUAAUGAAGAUGUGACCAUUGGAUCAUGGAUGCUGGCAAUGGACGUCAAUUACGAAGACGUUCGGGCCAUGUGCGAUCCUCGGUGCACGGCCACAUCUAUUGCUGUGUGGGACAUCCCACGGUGCUCAGGUGAGUCUCAUGCACAUCCUUCAACACGUUGAAGGCCAUAAAUAGUAUCGAAUUAUGAGAAGAUGUUCUUAGUUAUGCAUAUAAAGUUCAUGAUAUAAAUGGCCUCAUUUGGGUUGAGGAAAAUAAAUGAGAAUUUAAAUAUAAUAUUGAAGAGAAUAUAAGUAAAUUCUUUGGAUUAUUUUCGUUAUAAUACCCCAUAACCACAUGAAUUUUGGAUAAGCCCUUCUCUUAGUCACUACCCCUUUUUGGUCUCUAUAAACCAGAGAAACUAUUUAGUCGCUAAGUUGUUCUAACACAGAUAAUUACCAUUUUACCCAAUUAGAAGAAAACAUACAUACCCUUAUGCCAAAGGUUACCUACAACCAAUAGCUACCCUCUCUUAUCUUCCUCUCUCUCCGUUUCUCUCUCCAUGCCCUUUCACCUGUCAGAGGGUCUUUUUGUCAUUAAAUAUACGUUACUGUAACUAUACAAAUACUAAUAUAAUACUCUGAAAAAUUAUCACACAUAAUCUUAAUCGAGUGACUAAAAAUAUUGGGGCCGAAUUGAUGACCGGCGUGAAUUAACUAAGGUCGCUUUGCCUUGAUUCCGGAUUCUAGUUUGUCCACGUUUCAGGGUGAUAGCUCUCUCUCUCUCUCUCUUUCUCUCUCUCUCUGACACACACACACACACACAACUUUGUCCAAAUUCGUCCCUAAUUGGGCCUUACAUGACCCGUUCAGUCAAAUUCUGAUAGCUUGGUUAUCUCAGAUAAACUCACAUUACCCGGUCUAUUCUGAUUCUAACUGGUUAUCUGAUAUCUCGGAUAAACUCACAUUACCCGGUCUAUUUUGAAAUGUGUAUAGCGUGUGAGGACUUUUCCCAAAUUCUAGUAGUUCACAACUGUUCUUACAUCGAAAUGUGUAGGAAGCAUUAGCCAUUAUAUCAUAAUGUUCUCUCUAAAAGGGUCAACUCCGCUGACCUCGGAUGGGGUCAGCUGGGAUUUAGAAAAACCCUAAAGAAUUACCGUCCUCCAAUUAGAAUGAAGCUAAAAGGACCAAAAUCCCUAUUCAGAUCGCUGAUGAAGCACUCAAACCAUGUUGUUGUGUUAUUUUUGAAAGUUCUGAAAUCAUGUCUAUGGUCAUCAUCAGGUCUGUGCGACCCCGUGGCGAGGCUGAAGGAGCUCCACAACAAGAGCAUGUGUUCUAAGAGCCCGACAUUGCCGCCAGAGGACAGAUAA